CCUCCCCUCCCCGCUCUCGCGCCGCAGGUCCCCCCGCAGGCGUGCUGCGUGUUCGAUCCCGUCUUCUCUGCCCUGGAGAUGGAGGUGCUGAGCGGCCUCGGGCUGACCGUGUUGCGGCGGAACGAGGAGGGAAAGCGGAGCAUCGAGGGCCCCACCCUCUUCUACAUGAUCCACUGCGGGAAGGCGCUGUACAACAACCUGCUGUGGAGCAACUGGUCCGUGGAAGCGCUCUCCCAGAUGGUGGUCGUAGGGAACAGCUUCAGGGGCUUCGAAGAAAGGCUGCUGGCCAAAGUCUUCCAUGAGAAUUACAGUUACAUUGCCAAGGUGCUGGAGGCAACCCAGGAGGAAGCCCUUCCGCCCCACCCGCGGCACCUGGAUGUCUUCAACGACACGUCUGUCCACCGCUUUCCUCUGGAGAAACUGAGGGACCUCCCACAGGAUUGCUGGGCCUGCCAGCAGGAGCCCGUUUACCCAGAAGAGGCGCAACUGGAGAUCAUCAGAAACAAAUCCCGAUAACAUUUCCACCCUAGAAGAUGCACAGAAGGGGGGGAGGGGCUGCAGCAGCAGUUUGUGGGCAUGCGGCGCAGUGAGUCCCACACCACAAGUCGAGGACAUUGUGCACUAAAUAACUCUUGGUUGUGGAGGAGUCUCUGGCCACUGGGCUUUAACCAGGUCCCACUCCUCACGCAGAGCAGAGGUGGGUGGGUGGGUGGGAGCAAAUCAGUGCUGGCAGGUGUUGCUCCUUCCAGGAGACCAGACCAGGAUCUUCUCCCCAAAAUGCUUUUUUUUUUCCUAAGAACUUGGUGGCUGACCUACAAAGCUCACCCACUCAGCAGACCAAGCUCAGCUGCUGUUGCGUGACAGAGACUCCAGGGAUCUACCAGCCACCCAAAUGCUUUUAUAACGUUUCAAUUAAAAAAGUCCUCCAGAA
Python bivittatus (Burmese python) is the source of this 931-nucleotide messenger RNA. Lineage: Eukaryota; Metazoa; Chordata; Lepidosauria; Squamata; Pythonidae. The record is from RefSeq and is a predicted model, not a curated record.